Messenger RNA from Aphanomyces invadans, 1809 nucleotides. RefSeq lists its product as hypothetical. The coding region runs from base 142 to 1809 and encodes 555 amino acids. The record is from RefSeq and is a predicted model, not a curated record. The transcript is spliced from 3 exons. NCBI's taxonomy places the organism in Eukaryota, Oomycota, Saprolegniomycetes, Saprolegniales, Verrucalvaceae.
UCAAACGAUUCCAAAUAUUCAAGUAGUCGGAGAACACCUGCAUCUCAACGGUCCAAUGCUCGUGAGCAUGCUCGACCCGCAGCUACAUUCGUCGACGCAGCCGUUCAAGCGUGCGAAUCCUUCCCGCCGUCAACCGCGAGCAUGGGUCCCACCGCCACAGGGCUCAUUUCGGCCUUGAAAGACCAGCUUGGCGCGAUGGAAGUCGACUUGGCGCGACUUGGUCAGGAGAACGAGAUGCUGCAAGACCAAUUGGAUCGGAUGGACGGAAAUGUGGCAGCGCCGCCUUCACUAGACUCGGUUCCCGCUCUUCCAUACGACAAAGGCGACAUCGAUGGAAUUGCCAUGAGCUCCCGAGUGUCGUCGGCGCACUUGACGCUGCUAGAACAAAAGUAUGCCGACUUGCAGGCCCAAAUGCGCACGACCGUCGCGAUUCAAGCGCAGUCGGUGGCCAAGAUGCAGUGUCUUUUCGACGAAAACGUCGAGCUGCAGCGGCAAGUGGACCAGCUCGAGCACGUGGCCUGCCAAGUGCCGUCUAAAGAUGCCACGAUUGCCAAUCUGCGCCACGAUGUAUUGACCCUUCGGAACGAGUCCCUGCGCCUUCACGAGGCCAUCGAUUCGCUAACGACACGGCCCCUCCUUGGUGACGCGCCGCUCCAAACGCUCAUGGUGCAGCUCGCAGACGUCGAAGGCCAUGCUAGAGUGCUUGCCGCUCAACUGGACAACGAAACACACCGCAAUCAGGUCGUCCAGCGACAGAAUGCUGCCCUAAAAGCGCGGAUUCGCACGCUGCAACAACAAGUGGAGACCUUGAACAAGGCCGAGGCGGAUGUGCGUCUCGAUCGAGACGAGUUGCAACUGCAGUAUGAAGCUGUGAAGCUCCAGGUUCAGUUGUUGCAAGACCCGACCAACGAAGUGCUUGUGGCGGCGCUGACUGCUGCGACGAAAUCGACGUGGGCCAAUCCGCAGGCUGCUCUAGGCUUCCUGGACAACCCGUCGAUGCCACAGGCAGACACCCCCGUUCCAGGCACUGGCCAUCACUACCACACCACUUUAGCGAAAUCACAGUGGACGAGGCAGCUGCUCCGCGAUACCGAGCACAAGGCAGCCGUGCUGAAAGCCUUGAACGACGACUUGGUCCAAGAACUCGAGCGGAUGCGAGCGCAGCACGCGUUGGAGGUUGCGUUCUGGAAAGCACACACGGUGAACAAGCUGCACCGGAGCGCCGGAUCUGACAACCACCAGGCGAGAACAGCACCAUGCCAAGCUAGCCAGCGCACUCGGACAUUGCACGAACAACAACGUCAGGUUCGAGCGCAAGCCACGACGAAAGACAUGCGGGGCAAUGGGCAAGGCAAGGUGCUCGAACUGCGGAUCCUCUUCCACGACGUGGUCGUGCGCCGACACGACCCAUCGCCGUCGGUGGCAUCGACGACAGUCUACUUUCUCGCGGUCGACUGCAGUUCCUACGAGUCGCAGCUGUCGCCAGUGUUUGACCAAGAUAUCUCUUUCGAAGUGACGUACGAUCAUGUUCCAGACGCCGCCACCAUCGCCGUCGAGCUGCACAAGAUGCCUCAUGAUGCAGGCGAUACGAGGCCGACGUUGGUCGGGUCGGGCGAGGUCACGAUGCCCGAGGCGAAGGUCCGGCCUGUUUCUACGACCGUCCAGCUUGCGCAUUCCCGGACUGGCGGCGUCGUGGGCUCUGUCCAAGUCGACCUUCGAUGGACCGAACGGGAUGGCCACCUCGCCAACGAGCAACUUGCCAUGAUCGCUACGUCCCAACGCGGUGCUGCAUGCAUUGACGACGCGUAG